GGUGCAAGAAAACAAAUCGCGAGAGAGAGAGAGAGAGAUGGCCUCGUCGAUUGUCUCCUCUGCUGCCAUCGCGACCACCGCCGUCAACCGUGCCUCCCUGGUGCAGGCCAGCAUGGUGGUCCCAUUCACCGGCCUCAAGUCCGCCUUCCCCACCACCCGCAAGUCCGCCAACAUCACUUCCCUCGCCAACAACGGCAGCAGAGUCCAGUGCAUGCAGGUGUGGCCACCAAUUGGAAAGAAGAAGUUCGAGACUCUCUCCUACCUCCCACCCCUUUCCAGAGAGAAACUCCUCAGGGAAAUUGACUACCUCCUCCGCAUGAACUGGAUUCCUUGCUUGGAGUUCGAGCUCGAGAAGGGAUUCGUGUACCGCGACAACCACAAGUCCCCCGGGUACUACGACGGCCGGUACUGGACCAUGUGGAAGCUGCCCAUGUUCGGGUGCACCGACCCGUUGCAGGUGCUGAAGGAGCUCGACGAGGCCAUCAAGACGUACCCCAAGUCCUUCAUCAGGAUCAUCGGCUUCGACAACAGGCGUCAGGUGCAAUGCAUUAGCUUCAUCGCCUACAAGCCCCCGUCCUUCUAAGUUCGCCACGCUCCGAACCGUUGGAGCGACCCCCAUCCUCCGGAUUCGGUUUCAUUAGGG
Rhodamnia argentea is the source of this 643-nucleotide messenger RNA. RefSeq names its product ribulose bisphosphate carboxylase small subunit, chloroplastic-like. The transcript has 3 exons. The record is from RefSeq and is a predicted model, not a curated record. The coding region runs from base 38 to 583 and encodes 181 amino acids. Lineage: Eukaryota; Viridiplantae; Streptophyta; Magnoliopsida; Myrtales; Myrtaceae.